Anopheles darlingi is the source of this 2112-nucleotide messenger RNA. RefSeq names its product alpha-glucosidase-like. NCBI's taxonomy places the organism in Eukaryota, Metazoa, Arthropoda, Insecta, Diptera, Culicidae. The transcript is spliced from 4 exons. Bases 162 to 1919 code for a protein of 585 amino acids. The record is from RefSeq and is a predicted model, not a curated record. Gene Ontology annotation, biological process: carbohydrate metabolic process.
GGGUUGGGAACUGUGAGGAAUGCCGUGGCGAUCUCGUCCCGUCUCGUUCGUCUGGUCUGGUGUGCUCCGUUUAGAGAUGCGCUACGUUUCUAGGUUAAUCGAGCGCUCAACGUCGGUCAGCCCCCCCUUGGCGAGAGUCAGUAUCGAAUCAACCACCAGACAUGGCGCCGCUAGUGUUUCGAGUGUCGAUCGUGACACUGUUAGUCUGCGCGACGGUGCAAAUCAACGCCCGGGAACUGGAGGCAAAGGAUUGGUACGAGCACGCCACCUUCUACCAGAUCUAUCCACGCUCCUUCAAGGAUAGUGAUGGUGACGGUAUCGGUGACCUGAAGGGCAUCACCUCGAAGCUGGAGUAUCUGGCAGGUCUUGGUAUUGAUGCGACCUGGUUGAGUCCACCGUUUAAGUCGCCGUUGCGCGACUUCGGCUACGAUGUGUCCGACUUCUACAGCAUACAGCCCGAGUACGGUACGGUGGCCGACAUGGAGGAGCUGAUCGAGGAAGCGCACCGCCAUGGCAUUAAGCUGAUGCUGGACUUUAUCCCGAACCACAGCAGUGACGAGCAUCAGUGGUUCAUCGAGUCGGCCAAGGGCAACCAAACGUACCGAGAUUAUUACGUAUGGCAUCCGGGGCGGACGAAUGCGGUGACCGGUGUCCGGGAACCGCCGAACAACUGGAUUUCCGUGUUCGGUGGUUCGGCUUGGAAGUUCCACGAGGGGCGCGGUGAGUAUUACCUGCACCAGUUCACGGAUAAGCAGCCGGAUCUGAACUACCGUAAUCCGGUGUUGCUGGGAGAGAUGACGGCCAUGUUGAGCUUCUGGUUGGACAAGGGUGUCGAUGGGUUCCGGCUCGAUGCAAUCAACCACAUGUUUGAGGAUGCUCAGCUGCGUGACGAGCCACCUGGAUGGGGGCCUCCCGAUUCGUACGAUGUACUCGAUCACAUUUACACCAAGGACAUUCCUGAUACGUACGACGUUGUCUACGGUUGGCGGCAACUGUGUGAGGAGUAUGGUCGCCAGAAGGGCAAGACGAUUAUCCUGAUGACGGAGGCGUACGCGUCGAUUGAGAAUACGAUGCGGUACUAUGAGGAGUCACCGGGCGGACGGCAAGGUGCCCAUAUGCCCUUCAACUUCCAGCUUAUCUACGACUUUAAGAGUGAUCAGAAUGCGAUUGGAUUGAAGGAAUCGAUUGACUUCUGGUUGAACCAUAUGCCGGCCCGCCAUACACCGAGCUGGGUAGCGGGAUCACAUGAUCACUCCCGAGCUGCUACUCGUGUUGGGUUGGUCAAGGUUGAUCAGCUGCUUACCCUGCUCCACACGCUUCCCGGAACUAGUAUCACCUACUACGGAGAAGAGAUCGGUAUGCUGGACUACAGCGCAGCCGAGCAGUUCGACAACCGCGAUCCGAACCGCACACCGAUGCAGUGGGAUAUUACGAUAUCGUCUGGAUUUAGUACGAACCGUACCACCUGGCUACCGAUGCAUCCGGACUAUCCGACGCGCAACGUCGCCAUGCAGGAGUCGGCGGAGAAGAGCAGCCUCAAGCACUUCCGUACAUUGACGAAGCUGCGGCGCCAUCAAACCAUGAUCGAUGGAGACUUCAUGCACCGGACGGUCGGUCGCGAUGUGUACGCCUUCAGUCGCGAUCUGCACGGUGAGGAUUCGUUCGUGACGGUACUCAAUAUGGCCGCCGAGGGCCGUACGGUGGAUCUAGGGGACUUUGUGAACCUACCAGCCUCGCUACUGGUGGAGAUCGCGCAACCAAACUCCAACUAUAAGGCAGGCGAUGAAGUGCCCAUCCACCAGGUGAAGUUGUUGGCACACGAUUCCAUCGUACUGCGUGGAGUGGCGUCCGGUUCCGCUACCGUUCGCCUUUCGAUGGCUGUCGCCAUCUUGGCGUUUGUGAAAAAUGUUUUGUCUUAAAUCAGCAGCAACAGCAGGUGUCACUAUGCGACAAUAAAAAAAGGAAUACACAAAGGAAAUGCAAAAGACACUCGGAGCUAGACAGUAUUUGUAGGUGCUUUCCAAGAAUCCAGACACCGGAGAAUGGCACAAAGUUUUCCGAAACAACUGGAUUGGAUUGUGAAUUUGAUUAAACAUUUAAUUUCCCGUCGUU